Molecule: messenger RNA, 2535 nt
Organism: Empidonax traillii (willow flycatcher)
Lineage: Eukaryota; Metazoa; Chordata; Aves; Passeriformes; Tyrannidae
Product: interphotoreceptor matrix proteoglycan 1-like
Exons: 12
Biological process (GO): visual perception
Source: RefSeq, a predicted model, not a curated record
CUUCCCCACUCACAGUUUGGCAUCAGAUUGUGCCAGCCCUGAAGACUGCUGCAAUUUACUGCUGAGUCAUCACUUCACCACUGUCACAGAACAUCAUCAUCACUGCUCCUACAGGAAUAUUGCAACAGCAACCUUUUGGUACGAGAAGGGAGAGAGGAUUCGGAGACAUAGGCAGUGGAAGAGCACAGCAUAGUAGGUUCUUUCAGAAAAAGCUAUCUUCUUCAAAGGAAGUGCCCUAGGUUUUGUGAUCACUGGUUUGGAAACAGCAGAAUUAGUGCUCCCCAGGCUUUCACCUCUGCUCACAGGGGAUACUUCCAGAGCACCCAAAGGAUCAAUAUUUGAAGGCAAUGGGAACUAGAAGAGACUUCCGUUGUUUAUCAUGGUGUUGCUGAAGUCUUCUGGGGUUGACAGAUGCCACUGCAGAAGGUUAAUAAGAUGAAGAAAGCUCUUCCAGCUGGACCGUAAGAGGGAUUAUGUCUGAGCAGCAGAUAAACAGAUUAUUCCAGAAACAGACACUGCUUUUUUUUAAAACUUCGUCACUCUUGUCUUACCACUCCAGUCCCCCAGGCUAGAAGUGAGUGUGUUGAAGGGGUCUGCCCAGCUUUUGCAUUCUGGCACCUGUUGCACUCUUCCUAGUUGCAAUUCAAUGCAGUCCAAAGCUGGGGACACCUGAAAAAUAAUAAGACAAAAGACGUUUGGGGAUUUGAGUUCCUUAGGAAAACAGAAUUCUUCUACUUGACUGAAACAUUCUUAUUUCCUGCAUGACUGGUCUUGAAAACUGUGAAUGAUCAAUAGACAGCAUGCAUUUGAAAACUGGAUUAAUAUUUUUGAUCAUUUGCCUUGCUCUCCAAGUUCAGGGAAGCAGAGAAAUCCCUAAUAAAAUAAACCAUGCUGAAGCCAAACAUCUUGCAGACGCCUCAGGGUCAGACAAAACAGAAAGAACAACAAAGAGGUCGAGAGUAUCAACCAUAAGGCGGAUAUUUGACAUGGCAAAACACCGAACAAAGAGGUCAUCCUUCUUCUCCACUGGUGUGAAAGUUUGUCCACAAGAAUCCAUGAAGCAGAUUUUAGCCAGUCACCAAGCUUACUAUAGAUUAAGAGUCUGCCAGGAAGCUGUGUGGGAAGCCUUUCGUAUUUUUCUGGAUCGGAUUCCUGAUACUUCUGAAUAUCAGAACUGGGUUACUGCCUGCCAGAGGGAAACCUUUUGCAUAUUCGACAUUGGCAAAAACUUCAGUAAUUCCCAAGAGCAUCUGGAAAUAAUCCAACGGCGAGUAAAACAUAGAACCUUCCAGGAAAGGAAAGAUGAAAUAUCUGCAGAGAAAAUAGGAGGCAAAAAGGUGGAAGAAAUUCCUUCCAUUUCUACAGGCUCCCCUGGCACACCCCUCUCUCCAUACGCACCUAACGGGACGCUGCUCAAUGAAAUUGUUAACGACACGAAGACUCCUGUGAAGGAGCUGGGAACAAAUGCAGUCCCUGAACUCCCUGUGGAGCAAAUGGUAGAAUUCAGUGUAACUCUCACUGAUCAGGAGUACACACCUGAACUUAGUGAUCCCAACUCCCCAGAGUACCAACAACUAGCUGCCAAAUUUCAGCAACAGAUGAAAAGAAUAUUUGAGAAACUUCCAGGAUUCAAAGAAAUCCGCGUAUUAGGAUUUAAACAGAAGAAGGAGAAAGAUGGAUCAAGCAGCACUAUAGCACGGUACGUGGUGAACUUUGAGAGAGAUGGCUCAGAAAUCAAAAGCACAGCAGAUGACAUCUCAACUAUUGGAUCUAAUAAGGUUGAAAGUGAAAAAAUUCCAGUUUCUCCAGUUGAAGAGAGGGAAAUAACAGGAACUAAACUCACAGUAACAGACCUGCAGCAACUGGUUGCCAUUGCACUCCAUGAAGACCGUUCCCUGCCACUGGACCUCGGAACACUUCAGUUUACUGAUGAAUCUAUUAUACCACCUAGUGAUUUUGAUAAUGAUAUCCAAGGCAUGGUCACUAUUCCUCUGGCAGGCCCUGAUUUGGAAGAAUCUAUGAGUGUGGAACUCCCACUAGGUUACCCCAGCCCAGCAACAGUGGACCAAAUAGGAGACACCUUGGUUGAUGAAUUUACAACUGAAAGCCCUGAUCUAAGUGAAGAGAUCAGCAUCUCUGAAGAAUUCAGUAAUUUUAUUACAUCUGAACCUGAGUUCCCUACCAAACCCUCCAGAGAACCAUUCCCGGACAGAUCUCCUCCACACAGAGUUACUGACCUUCAAAGUUUCACAGUGCCUUUCAGUGCUCUGGGGAGCACUAGCAGUCCUCCAAAAUCAGAGGAUUCCAAUUUGCCUCCUCCAGCAGAUGAUUCUGCUGGCAGUGACCUUAUCACCGAUGGCUAUGAGUCUCCAGUGGAGCAGGCUACCACAAUGGCAACUUAUACCACGGGUAGCUUUACCCCACCUAGUCUGCAAGCCAGAGAUGAAGAUAAUGAAGAUGAGGAGAAGGCAGAACUGACUGAUAUAGCAGAACCACCUUUCAAGGAAGCUGACCAAGACAUUCCGCCUGAACAAG